UUCAGAGGUGCCAAGAGAGUUGGUAGUUAUUUCCUGUCACGAAGACUUUGGCGUGCGGCAAUGUCUUACGAGCGUGCCAAUGGAGGUGAUGAGGAGAACUUCGAAGACAACGAUAACCGUCUUCUGGCUUCUCGCUCGAGGAUUGCUGUAAUACACCCAGACCUGGCCUUGAGACCUUCUGUGUACUACGAAGAAGGCCCCUUCGACGCACCUUCCUCUGACGAAGGCGAGGGUCUCAUUGAGAAGCAGGAUCAUGUUCUUUCGGAUGACCCGAAUAUCUUCGGUGACACGGAACCGGGAAACGGUUUGCUGGUAGGAGGAAACAAGAGGCCCGCUAGCCUAAAGUACCUUAUUAUCUCCCUAGCAUCACUAGUUUUUCUCUCUGCCUCUAUUGGACUUUUUGCUGCAACAUCUCUCUACAACGGACAAACUUAUCGACUACCAGGUGCCAGGAAGAUUUCCUUGGACCAUAUAUUUAACGGAACGUUCAGUGCCUCACGGGAGGGUGUGCACUGGGUUCCCGAAGCUGGCGACGGAGUUUUCUCUAUCUUCCAGAAUGGACAAAUUCAGCUUGUUGACCUGAAAAGUAAUAAAACGACUGACCUUGUCUCCAUGAUGGACAUCAAGGAUGACGAGGGGAACAUUAUUUACUGGACAGAUUGGAAGCUUUCGCCAGACAUGACGUAUAUACUGGUGAAGGCCGACCAUCUCAAGCAAUGGCGCUACUCGAACUUUGGCAAUUACUACGUGCAUAACCUGAACACUAAAGUAACAUACCCAUUGGUGCCGCCCACUCAUCCUCCAGUCACUGCUUAUGCUACCUGGUCCCCGACUGGGCAAUCUAUCGCGUUCGUUGCUGCCAAUGAUAUAUAUGUACUCCCAUCUCCGUCUGCUUCCACCACUCCCAUUCGUGUCACCAGCUCGGGAAAUACAUCAUUAUUUAAUGGUGUGCCUGAUUGGAUCUAUGAAGAAGAAGUUUUCGCAGCUGAUUACACGCUCUGGUGGUCUCCUGACUCGAGCAAGAUUGCUUUUCUACGUCUCGAUGAAACCGAAGUAGACGAAUUUCGGUUCCCGAUCUACAAUCCCACAGAUGAUUCUUAUGCUGUCGUUCCAUAUACCCAAGAUGUUGCCAUCAAAUAUCCCAAACCAGGCUACAACAACCCUCUUGCCUCUGUACAUGUUUUCGACGUCGCACAGUACGAACGAUCUGAAACAUCUUCUGACUCAACUGCCGAGAUUUAUACUUCCGAGCUCAGUUGGGAAGGUCGCUUCCCUGCAGCUAACAGUAUUAUCAUGGAUGUCACCUGGGUGGGUCAAUCGACACUCAUUGUUAAGGAGGUUACUCGCGCUGCAGACAACGGUAGCGUCGUGUACUUUGAUUUAACCAACAUGGGAUAUGCAGAUAUCGUGAACGGAAGGGUAGUCCGAAGGCUUGGUAGUGGUGGCGAGGAAGGUGAUGAGGGCUGGAUUCAAAGCGCCCAAAAUAUUCUCCCUCUUCCAGACAGCCUGCGUCCAGGGCAUUCAUCUGCCUAUCUAGAUAUUGUGCCAACCGACGGCUACAAUCAUAUUGCUCUAUUCGAUCCCGCCGACAGUAAGACUCCAUUUUUCCUCACUUCUGGCCCGUGGGAAGUCACGGGGGGCAUCAAAGCAAUGGAUACGCAAAGAGGAUUGAUAUAUUUCCAAGCCGCGCGGUCAUCAACCCAACGCCACAUCUAUUCAAUCCCAAUUUCAGCACCAGUUUCAGGAUACGUAGAGCCCAUCUCGCUCACAGAUGAAUCAAUAUCCUCUUCGUACAGUACUAGCUUUUCGCCACAAGCCGGAUUUUAUCUUCUUGAUUACAACGGACCAGCUGUACCAUGGCAGCGAAUUGUCGAUGUUGGCAACAAUGAUUUCGAUUAUGUUCUGACGGAUAACUCUGUAUUAAAUACCACGCUGACUGAAUUUGAAACUGCCGCCGUCACGUAUUCGACAAUAGACAGUGAUGGCUUUGAGCUAAAUGUAAAGGAAAUGCGCCCUCCUCGCAUGGAUGACUCAGGGCGGACGAAGUACCCAGUCUUGUUCUUCGUGUACGGUGGGCCAGAGAGUCAGCAGGUCAAUGUCGAGUACAAACGAGACUGGCAUGACUAUCUCGUUUGCACACUCCAGUAUAUCGUCGUCGUCGUCGACGGUCGGGGAACUGGAUUCAAGGGGCGGCACCUGCGCAACCCAGUAAGGAAUAAUCUUGGCUUCUGGGAAACUCAGGACCAAAUCAACGCUGCACGCAUCUGGGCUGGGAAAGACUAUGUUGACCGGAAACGUAUUGGAAUUUGGGGAUGGUCUUAUGGCGGGUUCAUGGCCUCCAAGGUUGCGGAAGCAAAUGCCGGUAUCCACACUUUGGCCAUGGCCGUUGCUCCUGUGACCAGUUGGAGACUAUAUGAUUCCAUUUAUACAGAACGGUACAUGGACUUGCCUGACAAUAAUCCUGGAGGUUACAUCAACGCCUCCAUUUCACAUGUAGAGGGCUUCAAGAGCAUAGAUUAUCUCCUCGCUCAUGGCAGCGGAGAUGACAAUGUCCACUAUGCAAACACAGCUCACUUGUUAGAUAUGUUCACGGAAGCUCAAGUCAGAAACUUUCGUUUCAGGAUGUUCACAGACAGCGAUCACUCGAUCAGUCGCAGAGGUGCAAAUAGAGAAGUUUUCGAGUACAUGGCUCUGUUCCUCAUUGAAAAAUGGGGGAAAGGUGGCCGGCGACGCGGCUGGUGAUUGAAUACUAGUAUGUGUGUACAUAGAUCUUCAAUUUUCGUAAAUUUCCACAUCAGAAGCGGAGAAUGCGGGUAUAUACUCAUGUUGGGCCCAAACCAUAACUGGUUUCAGAACUG
Suillus subalutaceus is the source of this 2858-nucleotide messenger RNA. Its product is annotated as dipeptidyl aminopeptidase. The transcript has 15 exons. Gene Ontology annotation, biological process: proteolysis. The coding region runs from base 61 to 2742 and encodes 893 amino acids. Gene Ontology annotation, molecular function: serine-type endopeptidase activity; dipeptidyl-peptidase activity. Lineage: Eukaryota; Fungi; Basidiomycota; Agaricomycetes; Boletales; Suillaceae. The record is from RefSeq and is a predicted model, not a curated record.